Molecule: messenger RNA, 1940 nt
Organism: Oreochromis niloticus (Nile tilapia)
Lineage: Eukaryota; Metazoa; Chordata; Actinopteri; Cichliformes; Cichlidae
Product: L-selectin-like
Exons: 4
Coding region: 1139-1894 (251 amino acids)
Source: RefSeq, a predicted model, not a curated record
AGAGAAAAGGAAGACCUUAAAAACAGUACAAUUUUUACGGUGCUGGUAAAGCUGAAGCAGGAACUCUAUUGGAAAUAACAAAAAGAGCAGUAGCAGUGAAACCUCACUUAAAAAUAUCUAUUUAUUAUCUAGAACCCAGGCAGUUUUUAGGUCACAGCUAAGAGAGUUUACUCAUUUUUUUUACUCUUUUUUUAAUUGUCCUGUAAUUAAGGAACAUAGUGAAUAGCUCUUUAGUACAGUUGUUAAUAUAUUUGCCUAACAACUGAAAGAUCCCCAGUUCAAGAGUGGAAACAAAAAUCCUGGUUAAAUAUGCCACAUUUGCUGAUCCUCCUGCUCUGGUGACCCUUUCUAAAUAAAGAAGCAACAGGUAUUUACAACUGAGUUAUCAGCUUGUUGGUCCUCUUAUAUGGAUAAAUUAUGUAACAGAAAUACUGUAAUUAAAUUAAAACUCAAAUUAAUCUGGCAUUUGGCAUGAGUGAUCUGUAAUAAUCUAAUAUUAGCCAAUAAAGUGGGCAAAACCUGAUAUAAUAGUUAUUGGUGCAAAAGUACAUACACCAUUUUUAUAAAUAAACAUAUUUAUUAAUCAAAUAAUCAAGCUCACCUCAUAUUUUGUAGCUUAGAAAGUUUUCUGUGUUUGCAACCAGGUGGAAAAAAUGUGUCAACUAAUAUGUUUUUCUAAGGGAAUACAAACUCUGAAUUUCCCUGAUGCUACUUUAGUGACCGUUAUUUAAGGUAUAUUUGUAAUGUUAGUAAUUAAACCUGCAUUUUCUGUUUUUGUCUUUUUCAAUCACUUGGGGGCAGCAGAAACAAACGUUUUAGAAAGCUGACACAGAACAACCUUGUACAGUUUAUGAAAACAAGACUGGGAUUUAUUAUUUUGGUUUCCAUAAAUUUGAGGGGAAAAUAUCCAGUUUCAUAGAUGCUAACGUUUCUUCUAUAUUUACCUGCUAACUUUAGCUACUCUUUGGUGGCAGGCAGGUAGUGAAACAGUAUUUACUGGAGACUUUUCAGUAAAAUUAGCUGCCUAUUGAGGACAGAAACACAGGUGAAUAAGCAGUGAAGCUACAGGGUGGAAAACCAAACCAAGGAGUUAAAACUGGAUAAAAAGAGUCAGUGUCAUCCUCCUGUGGAAAACACGAUGACCAAGAUGUGCAUUUUCAUUCAACUGCUGCUCUUCCUUUCUCCUGUUUGUGGGCAAUUGAAAGUUGCAUAUGACUCCCCUUCUGUCAUAAUGACAUGGAGAGAUGCACAGGCAUACUGCAGGCACAACUACACUGACCUGGCCACUGUCAGAAACAAACAAGAAAAUGAACAUUUUGUUGACUACGGCUGGAUCGGAUUAUACCGAGAAGAUGCAGCAAGUCCAUGGAAAUGGUCCCACGGUGAUGAGAUAGCCACCUUCACCAUGUGGGACACUAAUGAACCAAAGGCACAGGGAAACUGUGUUUUUAAGAAUAAUGGAAAAUGGAUAGUCAGCGAUUGUGAUAAGGAGCGAUAUUUCACAUGUUGUACUGACCCUUUGGUUCUGGUGAAGGAGAAUAAGACGUGGGAGGAGGCAUUGGAUCACUGCAGGUCUCUGGAUAGAGUCAACACAAAUAAUCCAACCUUUUCAUACUGGAACCACCGCUAUGACCUGGUCACGCUGAUCUCUCCAUUUGACCAUACUUAUGCACGAGAGAGAGCACAAGAGGCUACCACUGAUGAGGUGUGGACAGGCCUGUGUAACCUGGCUGGUGAGUGGUUGUGGGUGAGUGGAGAGCAGAUGGAAUAUAAAAAUAUUCCAAGCUGCCCAUCUCACAGCUUUUGUGGCGUCCUUGAGAAGAACGGUACUGCAUCCUUCAGCAUGAGAAACUGCCAGCUGAGAAGGAACUUCUUCUGCUACAAGAAGCCCUAAAUGCACUCAAGGCUACACUUACUUAAGUACUGUACUUCAGUAUAAA